Peronospora matthiolae is the source of this 483-nucleotide messenger RNA. NCBI's taxonomy places the organism in Eukaryota, Oomycota, Peronosporomycetes, Peronosporales, Peronosporaceae. The record is from the annotation of a GenBank genome assembly.
AUGACGAGCUCCAAGAAGUUCAAGAAGAACUACAAGGUCUUUAAUCCGGUCGAUGUGAACUUGGCAGACGAUGGUGUCGUUCAAGCGAUCGGAAAAGGCGACAUCGUGAUGUCAAUGAAGCAGCCACGCGGUACCGAGAAAGGUGUGCUCACGGACGUGUGGCAUAUCCAGAUGUUAUCGCGUAAUCUGUUUUCCGUGGGUAGAUUCACCAAGGACGUCGGACCAGUCACCUUCAAAACCAAUGGAUGCUUCGCGAAGACGAAAGGUGUCAAGUGGAAGCUCGGUGCUCGCGAAGGCAAAGGGCCUUUCACACUCUGCAUGACGCCAGAAGCGUCUAACGAGGCAAACGCGUUAAGUUCGAAUGAUUGUAAAGGGGUACCGGGUCGUAUCUCUGGCAGCUUCGGCUUGGUCACAUCGGCCACGGAGGACUUGACGCCAUCGUCAAGAAAGGUUAUGGAACCGGCAUUGACUUGGACUCGGUGA